Molecule: messenger RNA, 411 nt
Organism: Trichoderma asperellum CBS 433.97
Lineage: Eukaryota; Fungi; Ascomycota; Sordariomycetes; Hypocreales; Hypocreaceae
Gene: ATG12
Product: Ubiquitin-like protein
Biological process (GO): C-terminal protein lipidation; autophagy of mitochondrion; autophagosome assembly
Cellular component (GO): phagophore assembly site membrane; cytoplasm; Atg12-Atg5-Atg16 complex
Source: RefSeq, a predicted model, not a curated record
AACAACAACAGCAGCAGCAACAGAGACAGCGGCGCGGCCUCGCCCGAGAUCCCCCUGACGCUGAGCGCGUCCGUGGUGCUGGCCGACCUGCCGCGAGACGCCACGGCGGCGCUGGCCAGCGCUGGCGGGUUCCCCGCGACGAGCAAGGUGGUGGUCAAGUUCAAGGCCGUGGGGUCGGCGCUGGCGCUGCAGCAGGACGUGUGCAAGAUCUCGGCGGCGCGCAAGUUUGAGGAGGUGGUGCGGUAUCUGCGGCGGAAGCUGCGGUGCAAGGACACGGACAGCGUGUUUCUGUAUGUGAAUAGUGCGUUUGCGCCGUCGUUGGAUGAGGUGGUGGGCAAUUUACACCAGUGCUUCAAAAAUGCUCAUGAUCAACUAGUUGUGGCCUAUUCCAUAACUCCGGCGUUUGGAUGA